CACGUACAAGAUACACGAGGACAGGACGCCAGGAUUCUGAUCCCAACCUGAAGGAUUUUAAUUUAGGUGAAUUUUCCUUCUUCUGCUGUGACAGAAUGAUGCGCUUCCUGUUGCUGUUCAGCCGGCAGGGGAAGCUGCGGCUGCAGAAAUGGUUCACGCCGGUAACAGAACGGGAGAAGAAGAAAGUGAUCCACAUGAUGAUGUUAGUGUUGGCCCGUCAACCACGUUCCUGCAACUUCCUCCACUGGAGGGACCUCAAGAUUGUUUACAAGAGAUACGCCAGCCUGUAUUUCUGUGCUGGUCUGGAGAACCAGGAUAAUGAGCUGCUGACCCUUGAAGUGCUGCACAGAUAUGUGGAGCUGUUGGAUAGAUACUUUGGAAAUGUGUGUGAGUUGGACAUCAUUUUUAACUUUGAGAAGGCGUACUUUAUCCUGGACGAAUUCCUCAUGGGAGGGAUUCUAGAAACCUCCAAAGUAGCCGUGAGUGUGUCUCUUGAGGAGGCCGACACCCUGCAAGAGACAAUGGAGGAAUACAUGAGCAAACCUACCUACUGAGCCAAGACAAGACGACAAUAUCUGACAUUUCAAGACUUGAAGCAAAAGGUUUAUUGCUCCGCAACGUUUUUAUGUAGUGACUAAUAAUGACUCAUAUGGCGUAAUGCUGUGCUCAUACAAUAACCACAAUCCUGCUGAUUUAUCAUGUUUCUACUCAAGGUUUUAAGUAAUUAUAUCUGGAUCUUUAAGUGCCUUUUAAGCCUCAUAUUUAUUAUACUCAGGGUUUUUAUGACUGAAAAUAGCCUUUUUUCCAGGUUAUUGAAAUACAUUUUUUCAUGUUGAAAUAUGUUUUCGGAAUCUCAAACGGUAGGCAAGACUAAUUUAACCCUUUGAA
Plectropomus leopardus (leopard coralgrouper) is the source of this 888-nucleotide messenger RNA. RefSeq names its product adaptor related protein complex 1 subunit sigma 3a (gene ap1s3a). Gene Ontology annotation, biological process: intracellular protein transport; vesicle-mediated transport. Gene Ontology annotation, molecular function: clathrin-cargo adaptor activity. NCBI's taxonomy places the organism in Eukaryota, Metazoa, Chordata, Actinopteri, Perciformes, Serranidae. The record is from RefSeq and is a predicted model, not a curated record. Gene Ontology annotation, cellular component: membrane coat; AP-1 adaptor complex.